Molecule: messenger RNA, 694 nt
Organism: Entrophospora candida
Lineage: Eukaryota; Fungi; Glomeromycota; Glomeromycetes; Entrophosporales; Entrophosporaceae
Source: the annotation of a GenBank genome assembly
AUGAGUAUAACCGAGCUUAGCAAUUGCACAGAAGAAUUGCUUAAAGAUUUGAAAGACACCAAAGUGUGUAACCAUGCCCAAAAUCGAAUCCAGUGUUUAGGAUUUAACAAAGGACAAACAAAUACUCUUACCCCCAUGCAAGCUUCUGGAAGGUGUGUUGUAGGAAGAGUUUCCACCAAAGAACUUGCUAAAUAUAUUAAGGAAAAUGAAGAAAAUCUUAAAUCAGAAGAAAUAAAUGAAUUGGCAUAUAAUUUCACAAUAAGUGCUCCUACUGAAAUAGCUCAAUCUUCAUGUCUCAAAUUACUUAGGAAAGAAUUGAUCAAAUUGGAUGCCAGUAAUUUGACAAUAAAAUCUACAUAUAUAUAUAUGAUUGCUGUUGAAUCAAAUAAAAAGCAAAGGGAAUUGCAAGAACGCUGUGAAGAUGAGGGAUUUGAUUGUCCUGAUUUCUUUUCCCUAGAAAAAGUUCAAGAAUGGUUAAAAGAAUUCCAAGUAAUGCAGAUUGGUAUAAGUCUAAGUACUCUUGUUCCAAAACAAGCUAGAGAAUUACUUAUUUGGAUUCAAAAAUCAAUAUCAGAUAAAUUUCCAUUUCUGUUAAAAGGAGAAGAUGAUCAAACUGCAUCACCAAAUUCACCAGUUUUAGAAGAGGCAAAGCUUCAAGUCUCCAACUCACCCAAAAAAGACAAAGAUAUUUCAG